Entrophospora candida is the source of this 1005-nucleotide messenger RNA. The record is from the annotation of a GenBank genome assembly. Lineage: Eukaryota; Fungi; Glomeromycota; Glomeromycetes; Entrophosporales; Entrophosporaceae.
AUGAAGCCAACCAUUACUAAACUAGAAUACGAAAAGAUAAAAAAAGAUGCUUUGGUUAUUGAUGUGCGGAGUAAAUUAGAGCAUACAACCUUGCCUAACUUACCAAAUAGUAAUCGUUCGGGACAAGUAGCAGAGUUUUUGCACCAGCAAGGAUAUCAAAUUUUUGUUUUAGAAGGCGGUAUAGAAAAUUAUUUUAAGGAAAAAGUUAAGGAAACUAUUAAAAAGUAUUUACGAAUCCUUAAUCAGUAUGGGAAAAGAAAGAUAGAUACUGAGUCUAUUUCUGACUUUCUCCGCGAAAACUUAACCAAAUGCGAACCGGCUACUUUAAGAAGUAAACGCAAUGCUUUGGCUUCUUACAAUUUAGAGAAGUUAAAAAAUGUUCGCACGCAAAUUAAAACCAAUGCACGAGAUAGUUUAAUUAUAGAGUUUUUGUAUUACACCGGAUUAAGAAUUAAUGAAUUGAUAAACCUAAAACAUAGCGAUUACAUUAAUGGACUGUUAAGAAUUCAUGGCAAGGGUAAUAAGGUUAGAUAUAUUCCUUUACCUCCUUUUUUAACUCAAUAUUUUGAUCCUUACUCACGACAAUAUCUCUUUUUAACGAGAAAUGGUAAAAAACUCACUAAGGGACAAAUAAGAAGAAAUAUUUUAGAAACUAUUCAAAAACAAUUAGGUCAUUAUGAUGUUAACACUACUUUAGGGUAUAUUCACAAUGAUUAUCAAACUUUAUAUGCUGAUUAUAAAAUAUUAAGAGAAAAAUUAUUAAUUCCUCGCAAUAUUAGUCCCAGUGAUUUAGCAACCGCUUUAAAAGUUCCCAAAGAACAAAUUCAAAGAAUUUGCGAAGAAAGAGGAGAUAUCACUCCCGACUUAGCUACCCUGAGAAGAAGAUUGAGAAUAACUUCCGAAGCAAAAGAUAAAAGAGAUUUUGCAAUGUUCUCGGGUUUCCGUUUAGAACCAAUUGCUGGAACUAAAAACCAUUGGAGCAUUAGAACUGGCAGUGGAGCAUGA